UCCGGUACAGUCGCGCGCUCGCCAUAGAAAACAAAGCUAUCCGUGCGCUUCCAUUACAGCUAUUGGGGCAAACCCAGCACACGGCUCCCUCUCUCUCUCUCUAUGCAUGCACACCCAAGAUGGGUUUGCAGCUCAUCUGAGGGCCUUUGAAAGCGGGGCCUGUUGUGAGGACAGACAGCCAACUGAAGUCAGCGAAACGUUUCAGGUUUUUUUCCCCCUGGACUGCUUUUGUUGCUUAGCCUCGGCUAACAGCACGGCCACAAUCAUUGCCAUUUCUGCUGCGAGCUGCCGAAGGAAACACAUCGCCAUGUUGUUAGCGAAGGGGGCUCAGUGAAGAAGGCGAAAACCGUAAGCGUGUGGAGGAGAUAAUCUCGUCUUUCGAGCCGAACCUCAGUCCUCAGCCGCUGCCUGACUGACUGACAUGGCGGAGCAGAGCUACUCCUGGGCGUACUCCCUUGUGGAUUCAAGCCAGGUGUCAACCUUCCUCAUCUCCAUCCUCCUCAUCGUGUAUGGCAGCUUCAGGUCAUUAAACAUGGACUGUGAGAACCAGGAGAAGGACAAGGAUGGAAACCCCACCAACCCUGGCUCCUUCAACAAUGCCAACACUAACAACAGUAUUCAGACCAUAGACUCCACACAGGCACUGUUCCUGCCCAUCGGAGCCUCAGUGUCUCUGCUUGUCAUGUUUUUCUUCUUCGACUCUGUUCAAGUGGUGUUCACCAUAUGCACUGCAGUUUUAGCCACCAUUGCUUUUGCAUUCCUCCUGCUGCCGAUGUGCCAGUAUCUGACCAGACCUUGCUCCCCACAGAACAAGAUCUCGUUCGGCUGCUGUGGCCGAUUCACAUUGGCGGAGCUGCUGUCUUUUUCUCUCUCUGUCUUGCUGGUUCUCAUCUGGGUGCUGACAGGCCACUGGCUGCUCAUGGACGCACUUGCCAUGGGUCUAUGUGUGGCCAUGAUCGCAUUCGUGCGGCUGCCUAGUCUCAAGGUGUCAUGCCUGCUGCUGUCAGGCCUCCUCAUCUAUGAUGUAUUCUGGGUCUUUUUUUCCGCCUAUAUCUUCAACAGCAAUGUGAUGGUGAAGGUGGCCACGCAACCUGCAGACAACCCCCUCGACGUGCUCUCGCGCAAACUGCAUCUGGGCCCUGGCAUGGGACGGGAUGUCCCGCGCCUCUCCCUGCCCGGGAAGCUGGUGUUCCCAAGCUCCACCGGGAGCCACUUCUCCAUGCUAGGCAUCGGUGAUAUCGUAAUGCCGGGUCUGCUGCUCUGUUUCGUGCUUCGAUACGACAACUAUAAGAAGCAGGCUUCUGGAGAAGUGCCCGGGACUGCCAACGUGUCCGGCCGCAUGCAACGGGUCUCCUACUUCCACUGCACCCUCAUUGGUUACUUUGUUGGUCUGUUGACGGCGACGGUGGCUUCUCGCAUUCACCGCGCGGCCCAGCCUGCCCUCCUGUACCUGGUGCCCUUCACCCUGCUGCCUCUGCUCACCAUGGCCUACUUGAAGGGGGACCUGCGCCGCAUGUGGUCCGAGCCCUUCCACACCAAGGCCAGCAGCACACGCUUCCUGGAGGUAUGAUGCUGCCCUGACCAGCACAGAGAGAGAGAGAGAGGUCGGAAGAGAGGAACUGCACUCGUCUUCUCGUCAUCCCUCAUUCCUGUUGUCAUCCUCCAGCCAGCGGAUGAACAGACGUACGCGGACUUCACUGCCAGAUGGAUUCAUGCGCUCCACACGUCUCUAUCCUACUACAGUUUCUGUCUCUUUUUUUUUCUCUUUAACUCUUUUGUUUCUCGGCUCCAUUCCAUGUUUGUCACGCCAUCUCUCUCUUCUCUCUCUCUCUCUUUUUUUUUUUCUUUCUAUCCCAUCAUCCCUUUCCUGUUCUACUGAACUCCGCCACACUUUACCGGAUCAGUCUUUGUCUGGACGUGACCGGAGCCCCUUUGAGCUCCAAGUGUGUUUCCAUUUGUACCGUUUGGCACCAUUAUGGAUUUACAGACUGAGAUUUCUUUAAUAUUUACUUCUCUAAGCGAACUGUGGAUGAGGAACAUAGGUUCUGCCACAGCUUGGGAUGACGAUGACCCUGUAAGGGACCAGCACACAUUAGAGGACAGCGUUGUUUUCCCCCCUUCCUUCCUUCAUUCUCUCUUCCUCUUUCCCUUUCUGAUAAUACCCCACCCGCAUCCACCUUCCCGUCUCCCUCUCUAACCACCCCUUCCCUCGCAGAAACAUGUAUUUUAUUUAGAAAGAUUUUAUUCUUGGCAUAUACAGAAAUGAUGCAUUAUAAAUUGUGGAGGCGUACAGCUCUAUGUAUAUAUGUGUACACAUGUAUUAGGGGUUAUCAUGUCGAGGUGUGCGUGAGAUCGCGUGCGUGUGCGAACAAGGGCAAGGGCUUUUAGAUCAUAAACGGAACGCGCAGAUGGGAAAUAUUUUUUGUUUCCUUUCUUUUCCCCCUAUAAAUGAGUCUGAGAGCUCAGCCUAGGUCACUUUUUUGUGUGUGAUGUACACAUCCUCUUUGAUGAAACAUCGCACAUGGACCACUUGUGCAAGUCGGCCAUUGAUGAGAAGGGAGUGCUUGUGUUUAUGUAUGAAUGUAUGCCAUUACCUCCAUGGGCUUUGGAUGGACCACUGAAGAUGAACUCUAUCACGCUCCUGGAGGGAAUCUUUAAGGAUUGUACUAGGCUCCGUUAUUUAAGUCCGAGUUUUUUUUUUGGUUUUUUUUUUCUCCACUAGAAUUUCAAGCAUUAAUUUUUGUUUUGUUUGAAGUCAUUUCUUCAACACAAUUCGCUCCGUAAUGAUGAAACUGGAAUUGAGGAGUGAGUUCUGUGGGAUUGAUUGAUUGAGUGUGUGUGUGUGUGUGUGUGUGUGUGUAAUGUUGUAGAAAAUAAUGCAUUUUGCUGGCUCAGUCUCUUGAGGUUUGAUUUUUUUUUUUUUUACCUGUUGUUACCUGUUUUUUAAUCUGUUAGUCGUCUGGCCUUGCAUGUCAGUUGUACAGCGUGUCGUUCUUCAAAGCUGCGUUUUCAGGGUAAGCGCGUUAGUGCGACACUCUGAAACUGAGACGCAGACACGGGGUCGUGGACAAACAGUCGCACAAGAUAAUGCAUAAAACGGAGAAGGGGCAACAAGUCCGGACCGCUCUUACCCCCGCUGCCGGCGUGGACCCUGCGCAAACUUUGGCAGUGUGUUGCCUGAAUAUUCAAUAUGAACAUUUGCCUGGUAUUGGGAGACAGUUAACCUGAGCAUCAUGGACGUUGUUUUACCCACAAACCUCCUCACUGUCCCUCUGCCACCCUUAUAGACAUUACAAGAAAAAAGAGAACAAUAUAAAUGACGAUCAUGGUGAUUGCAUUUAGACAAUAAAUGCAAAUGUAAAAAAAAUUUUAACUGUAAGAUUUGCUUUUGUUUUGUUUCUUUUGGUUUAUCACAUUGUUUGUAUUUUUCUCAACUUUCCCAUUUAAUGCUGUGGUUAUUCAUUUUUGUACUUCAAUCUUUUUUUUUUUUUUUCUCCAUCGUCCUCCCUGCCUGUGAAGGGCGCUAAGCUCUGUUUGUCUGACAACAUUAACAGCCAAAUGGAUUCUGUAUAAAAAUUUGAAUAAAUAAAUUAAAAGGUGUAGUGAAAUGUGGAUCCAAAUGAGCUGUACUGAAAGCAUUUCAGCUCUCAUAACCUUCUCCUCAAUCAGGAUUCUGCUGUAAAUAAACAUGACUCUAACUGUA
This is a messenger RNA of Pimephales promelas (fathead minnow), 3703 nucleotides long. RefSeq names its product signal peptide peptidase 3 (gene sppl3). Gene Ontology annotation, cellular component: cytoplasmic side of endoplasmic reticulum membrane; Golgi-associated vesicle membrane; lumenal side of endoplasmic reticulum membrane. The record is from RefSeq and is a predicted model, not a curated record. Gene Ontology annotation, molecular function: aspartic endopeptidase activity, intramembrane cleaving. NCBI's taxonomy places the organism in Eukaryota, Metazoa, Chordata, Actinopteri, Cypriniformes, Leuciscidae. Gene Ontology annotation, biological process: membrane protein proteolysis.